Messenger RNA from Musca vetustissima, 885 nucleotides. RefSeq lists its product as uncharacterized. The record is from RefSeq and is a predicted model, not a curated record. The coding region runs from base 1 to 885 and encodes 294 amino acids. NCBI's taxonomy places the organism in Eukaryota, Metazoa, Arthropoda, Insecta, Diptera, Muscidae. The transcript has 2 exons.
AUGCCAGGUGAUAAUUCGGGACAAAGUUUCUCUAGUUCCAGUGUAGGAGAAACUUCGGGCAUAGCAACGGGGGGAACUGCCAAUAAGUCUGUGGCCCCCAAUGCUGCUGAGAAUACACGUUCACAUCGUGAUUCGUUUUGUGAUUUUCUAGAUUUCCAUGCAAAUCGUGGCCAAGAGAAAAUGUCACCGCGUUUUGUACCACGUCGUGAUAGUUUUGAUUGGGAGGCAUUGUCGCGUAAACCCACCUCCGAUGAAAGUCGUUUAUCUUUGAUUGGCAAAAUUGGUGGAAUUGCUGCCAGUGGACUUCCUAAUAUUUCCAUCACACCAAGUGACUCCUUCGAUGCUCGCGUCAAUACAUCUGAUUUUCUUAAAGCCCCCCUUAGAGAUCAAAGUAAGUCACCAAUAUCACCACUUGCUGGGAAAUUAUCACAAAUCAAGGAAGAAGAAAAAGGAAAUCAAGAAUCCUCAAGUCACGAAUCUUCCGUUGAGGGAGAAUCGGAUAAGGAGAAUCCCCAAACUGAUUUGCAAUUUAUGCCACAAUCUCGACUAAAGGCAUUGCCGGCGAAUUUCAACAGUACGCCCAAUCGUAAUUCAAUGGACGGGAUUUUAACAGCAUCCAAUCGCCCAUUGUUAACUUCGACGGUGGGACCAGCCAAUCGGAAGCAAGCAACCACACCGCUUAGUAUCAAUGAUUCGAUGAGCGUACAGCAAGCUGUCAACGAUUUACGCAAUGAAAUGCUGGAACGUUUCAAAAUUGAGGAGAUACGAGAUUGCUUGGGAGUUCUGCUACAAACCGAUCCUUUUGUUAAUGAGUUUUUACGCCUCAAGGAAGAGAAUGAAAUGUUGAAAUUGCAACUAUUACAGCAGUCAAAUAGAAAUGAGUAG